AUGGCUAUUGACGGUCUGAUAAUCCUAGAUCCAGCGGGACGUCCCAUCAUCCAGUCCAGUUACACCACUUAUCCGGCAGCGUACCCCUUACUGCAUAUCGAAGCGUUAAACAACGCGCUAGCAAAGGCUCUGCGGGAGGGUAGCGUAGACCCGGUUAUAUACAUCGGAGAGCUAUCGUGUUCCAGUGCGUGUUGCCAUGUCGAGGUUGGCGGGAUGAGAUUCGUUGCGACAAUAAGUGGAGAUGCGGAUCCCCUCAUUGCAUUCGCCUUUCUCGACUGCUUCAUUGAAAUACUCCAAGACUAUUUUGGCAUAGUCAGUGUUGCAACUCUCAAGGACAACUUUGACAUCGUAUACCAGGUUCGUGGGCACUUCUCGAAGGAAACGCUUGAUUCGUCUGGUCAUCCACUGACAACCUCGCCGAACGCGUUGAGCGAUAUAGUUCUCUCGCCUUCCUUAAUCUCGAAGCUUCUCGCCUCGGUAUCACCAGCUACUCCAGGAGCUAGUUCUUUCGGUUCAAAUGGUGCUGGUGGAGCUUUUACAUCGCCGAUACCAUGGCGUAAAGCUGGGGUUCGGCAUAAUCACAAUGAGAUCCUUUUUGAUAUUGUUGAAGAUAUGCGAGGCAUCGUCGGAAAGAAUGGCGCGACGUUAGUGAGCAACGUUUUUGGCAAAAUUGAGAGCAAUGCAAAACUUUCCGGGACACCCGACCUGACAUUGACAUUCGCUAAUCCUAAUGUGAUGAUGGAGUGCGCGUUUCAUCCAUGCGUACGGUUACAGAAAUGGACCCGCGACAACGCCUUAUCCUUUGUACCUCCUGAGGGGCGGUUCAUUCUCGCAGACUAUCAGUAUAGACCACCACAAGGCGCGCUCAUCAGCAACGUGCCCAUGCCACUUUCCCUUAAAGCGAAUAUGGACAUGGGAGAGUUUGGCGGAACGUUUGCGCUCACGCUGACCUCGCGUUCGAUAAAAGUGAUGGAGAAUCUAGAACUGAAAUUCUACCUCGGAGAAGAUGCGACCAGCGCGCAGUGUACAUUAACAAAGGUAUGCUUUGCCACCAGUUCGUUCUGUCCAAAAAAUCACUCCCGUCAGACGCUCCGAUGGGAGAUUCUCAAUAUGCGGUCUUCCGGGAGCUGGAUUCUUCGAGGUUCGUGGACGUCAAAAAUCAAGGCCCCGCGUCCAGCACACGCGUUCCAAAUACGUUUCGAGAUACCAUCCUAUAGCUUCUCUUCGCUCAAGGUCGAUCAGUUGCGGCUCUCAAGCGAGACAUACAAGAUGUACAAAGGAGUGCGGAUGCGCAGCAAAGGGUCGAUCGAGUGGAGAUGGUAG
This is a messenger RNA of Suillus subaureus, 1323 nucleotides long. Its product is annotated as clathrin adaptor mu subunit. Bases 1 to 1323 code for a protein of 440 amino acids. Gene Ontology annotation, biological process: intracellular protein transport; endocytosis. The transcript is spliced from 11 exons. Lineage: Eukaryota; Fungi; Basidiomycota; Agaricomycetes; Boletales; Suillaceae. The record is from RefSeq and is a predicted model, not a curated record. Gene Ontology annotation, cellular component: cytoplasmic vesicle; clathrin adaptor complex.